AUGGCCAGUGGUGACACGGAAGUUGCAACUCUGGACAUUAAGUUAGCAACACCCACGCCGCCUGCUACACCAAGCGCUCCCACAUGGGCAUUCCAACCAGGAGUGACACCCAUCGCUGUGACAUUCUUCACACCUCCAGCGCCCGCUAAAGAUAUCCUCCAUGUUACUGCACCUGGACAACCUCUCGCUACCUUAGGGCCUAAUUUAUGGCUUACUUUGCCGAAUUGGCAGCUCAGUUCUUUCUUCUUCUGGGACGCGCAGUUCAACAUCAAAUGGAACACUGGGCCGUGGGAACCUGCGGAUGGCCUCGCGAAAGUGACUGCAUUCACCACGGGCUCCGUCGUUGGAUCUGCAACAACACAAGCACCCUCUGUACCGUCGCAAAGUGCUAGUCCGACGGCUGGGGUUACACCUUCUACAACUCUGCCUGUACCGACCGCUCCGAGCGACGUGUCGACCGAAGCAUCAAACUCCGCAACUUCCGUAAUUCCGGAGGCUUCGACGGUACCCGGGCGAGUUAACAAAGGCAUCUCGACGGGUGCGAUCGCAGGCGCCGCUGUUGGAAGCUUCAUUGCCGGUGCUAUCGUCGCUGGUCUGGUUUUGUGGCUCUGCUGGGGGAAACGGAAAAGAUCAAUCAGAGUACGAGAUCAAGAAGCCAGCAGUGUAGCUCUUAUGCCUCAGGAGAAAGGUUUCCAUGCUUCCGCAACACCGCUCGGCGCUGUAGGCUCCAAAUCGUCUCCGACAACGGAUCUUCUGCCUCUGCCACUUGAGGAUAAAGCAAUCAUAGGCGAGAUCUCGAAGAUCAGUAACUCGAUCAAAAACCACGUUCAGAGCUACUACCAAAUGGGUCGUAUGAGCCCUGGAUUCGUCGAUCUGGACGAUAUUCACGCUCUUGGAGGUGGUCAGCCAAUAUCAGCCGGAACCUUGAGCACUUUACUAGGCAAUUCAGCAACAAGAGAAAUUGCCUUGAGGUUCUGUAUUGCGUGGGUGGUCUGCUCGAGGAUGCUACCCAGCAAAGAUUGGGCCGCAAGUCUUUUGCCAGUGGAGAUCGGAAAAUGCUACCAGGCGGUAGCAAACGACAGCGGCAAUCCUUCAGAUCAAUCCUCCGUCAAGUUGGCUCGAUGGCGAGUGACGACGGCCGAAUUACUGCAAGGGAAAUAUGCCCGUAAUCCGUUCACCCGGUCUGACAGUCAAAAUGAGAAUAUUCAAACUGCCGUUGUCGCCCUCGACAACAUCCUCCGACCAUUCGCAGACUCACGCAUGGACAACGGAGACCGUAAGCGCAAUCUGGAGGAGAUCUUGAAAAGGUCGGCCUUGUUCGCGUUUACACUGUUCUCACAGCCAAGUACAUGGGGUUUCGACUGGGAAGAGGAGGGAGAAGUCAAGUCAGGCGAUUUGACCAUCUUCCCAUGUCUUCUGCAACUUUCAGAUGAGAAUGGACAGCCUGUCGUUCCGCCACGGCCUUUCAGCGAAGCUGUGGUUCGUCGGCUAACAGACUAA
Messenger RNA from Parastagonospora nodorum SN15, 1500 nucleotides. RefSeq lists its product as hypothetical. The record is from RefSeq and is a predicted model, not a curated record. The transcript has 2 exons. Bases 1 to 1500 code for a protein of 499 amino acids. Lineage: Eukaryota; Fungi; Ascomycota; Dothideomycetes; Pleosporales; Phaeosphaeriaceae.